Messenger RNA from Brachypodium distachyon (stiff brome), 1533 nucleotides. RefSeq names its product ribonuclease 2. Gene Ontology annotation, molecular function: ribonuclease T2 activity; RNA binding. Lineage: Eukaryota; Viridiplantae; Streptophyta; Magnoliopsida; Poales; Poaceae. Gene Ontology annotation, biological process: RNA catabolic process. The record is from RefSeq and is a predicted model, not a curated record. The coding region runs from base 294 to 1157 and encodes 287 amino acids. Gene Ontology annotation, cellular component: extracellular region. The transcript is spliced from 9 exons.
UCCCAUCUAUGGAGGGAAGCAGCCGAGGAGGAAACAAACAGCACACGAAGACGCGACGGCAAAGCAACCCGUUUGCAGCAGGGCAGAGUACUUAGCCACCGCGACGCUAGCUAGGCUAAUAAAAUCUGAAGCCAAUCAAUCGUAACCUGGCAUGUACCGCAAGCUACUCCUCCCUCCAAGAGAACCCACCAUAAAUUUGGAGCGGAUCACGACGGAUGUGUAGCUAGCUAGAUAAUGGUGGCCGGUAGCAGACUAGCAGAGUGUCAUAGAUAAUAGAUCCAGCCCCAGGCAGGAUGAGAGGGAUGGAGAAGACGAGGCGCGGGAGGCAGCUCCUCCUCUCGCUGUGCUUCGUCUGCCUCGCCGGCGCGCUGCUCGCGGCGGCGGCGGCGCCGUCGGCGGGGAGGAAGCGGCGGCGAGCCGGGUUCGACCACUACGUGCUGGCGCUGCAGUGGCCCGGCACCGUCUGCCGCCAGACCAACCACUGCUGCGGCUCCAACGGAUGCUGCCGAUCAAACCCUCUGAACUGGUUCACAAUCCAUGGGCUGUGGCCACAGUACAGCUACGGGGGUUGGCCAUCAUGCUGCAGACCAACCACCGCAUUCAACAUGAACAAGAUCGCGAUGCUGACUCCGAUACUGGAGAAGUACUGGCCGUCCCUCUACUGCGGCGAUUCCUCGACCUGCUUCGGUGGAAGGGGGCCGUUCUGGGUGCACGAGUGGGAAACACAUGGAACGUGCGGUUACCCUGAAAUUCAGGACGAAUACGACUACUUCUCCACAGCGCUCUACCUCUACAGUAAAUACAAUGUCACGAAAGCGCUGAGGAAAGCACACAUCUACCCUCGGAACGGCAGGAAGUACGAGGUCGGGCACAUCGUGGCGGCCAUCGACCACGCCUUCGGGAGGCUGCCGCAUCUCGUCUGCAAGAACGGGUCCGUGCAGGAGCUCAGGCUCUGCUUCCACAAGGACUAUCAGCCCCGGGAUUGCGGGUCGGAGGCCGAGGAGGCGUGGUCCAGCAGGAGGAGCCACUGCCCUCGCUACGUCACCCUCCCAUCCUACAAACCCCAAGCGAUGGCGAACGGCACGGAAGGGCUGAGGAGGAGCCGGCCGGAGUCGGACGGCGAGCCGCGCGCGUACUACGGCAGGCGGAGACUGUAAUGGCCGGUUGCCGGUAGGUCUGCACUGCCACGGUCCGUACGAUCGAGAACGGCGAGUCGGCGACGCGAGAUUGAUGUCUUUCCCCCGGCCGGCGACUGCUCUGUGGCUCUGUAAUUCUGCCCUGCACUCUGCACUGCACGUUCUUCGAUCGAUGUAACUACGUUGUGCUAGCGAUUAGUGAAUUACAAGAUCCUUCGCGCUCUUCCUUUUACGUUUUCUUUUCCUGGGACGAGCUGGACGGACCGAACGCGUGCUGGUGUGUGUUUGCUUUCGUUCUGGUCACGGACGAUUGCUUGUUUCUCUCCUUUGGGGUUAUUAAAUUAUGGCAACGGAUAUUAUUCCGAAAACAGCAAUCGAAUCGAGAGCAUCAAUCGCA